AGGGGAGGAGGGGGAAACAUGAGACAGCUGGGAAGCGUGAGACAGCCUGUCUGCUGCUGCUGAGCCAUUGCAUGGAGGCCUGAGACACGGGCUGCAGAGGACAGUCACCGGGUGAGCCCUCGCCUGACGUGAGACACUCUCACAGGGUGUUUGCAUAGAGAGGCUGUGAGAGAGAGCGGGUGCCCGGCCCGGGAGCUGAGACUGCAACUUCCCCAGGCCAAGCAGCAGAGACAGCAUCCUCCGGAGAGAGAGCAUCCACACCCAGAGCAGGUUAUGUGGUGUCUCCUCUGCAGCAAGAUUGGGUGACACUCCUUAUGUGACGCCGACGAGCUGAGUAUGUGGUAAAGGCUGAGAACAGCGUCCUUACAGAAAAAGAUAAAAGAUGUCUCACAGUGUGACUCUUCUGUGCGCUCUCUGGCUGUCUCGUGUCCAUGGAUCUGUGGAUAACAGCACAACAGGCUGUCGGAUCAUACACCCACCACGGGACGGGGGAAUACGUUACCGGGGUCUGACCCUCUCUCAGGUGAAGGCCGUGGAGACGCUCCCUGUGGAUUAUGAGAUUGAAUUUGUAUGCAGAGGAGAGAGGGAGAUUUCUGGCCCAAAAGUGCGCAAAUGCCAGCGAGACGGGACCUGGACCGAUAUGGACAAGCCCAGCCGUUGUCUUCCCACCUGUCCCCGCAUGCACUUGAAGCUGGAGAAUGGACAAGCGGAUGUCAGCAUGACUGGGCGUGUGCCGAUGGAAGGGACAACUGUCCGGUUCAGGUGUGACCCGGGCUUCUUGCUGGUGGGCUCCAGCCAUAGCAUGUGUACCAAGUCGGGCAAGUGGGACCACCCCAAACCUACCUGUCAAGUCAGACGGACGGACUCUUCACGUAAGAAAUUCCUGCACGUGGGUGCUCUCUUCCCCAUGAGUGGCGGGUGGCCCGGAGGACAGGCCUGCCACCCAGCCGCCCAGAUGGCUCUAGAGGAUGUCAACAACAGGAGGGACAUCUUGCCGGAAUAUGAACUUAAGCUCAUACACCAUGACAGCCAGUGUGACCCCGGCCAGGCUACACGCCACCUGUACGAGUUGCUCUAUAAUGACCCAAUCAAGAUUAUGCUGAUGCCAGGGUGUAGUAGUGUGUCCACUCUUGUGGCAGAAGCAGCCCGCAUGUGGCAUCUCAUUGUGCUAUCUUAUGGCUCCAGCUCUCCAGCGCUAUCCAACCGUCUAAGAUUUCCAACCUUCUUCCGCACACACCCGUCGGCAACCUUGCACAAUCCUACCAGGGUCCAACUCUUCAAAAAGUGGGGAUGGACGAAGAUUGCGACCAUACAGCAGACUACUGAGGUCUUCACCUCUACUCUGGACGACCUGGAGGAGCGAGUGAAAGAAGCUGGCAUUGAAAUCACGUUCCGACAGAGCUUCUUUUCUGACCCAACUGUUCCGGUGAAAAAUCUCAAGCGGCAAGAUGCUAGAAUAAUAGUCGGAUUAUUCUAUGAAACUGAAGCACGGAAAGUCUUUUGUGAGGUCUACAAGGAACGUCUCUUUGGUAAGAAGUACGUUUGGUUCCUGAUUGGUUGGUAUGCCGACAACUGGUUCAAGACGCCCGACCCAUCCAUUAACUGCACCGUGGAGGAGAUGACUCGAGCCGUGGAGGGUCACGUGACCACAGAGAUAGUAAUGCUGAACCCAGAAAAUACGCGCGGCAUCUCCAACAUGACAUCUCAGGAGUUCAUGGAGAAGCUUCAGAAGCGUCUCGGUAAGGACCCAGAAGGGGUAGGAGGUCUACAGGAGGCACCCCUUGCCUAUGAUGCUAUUUGGGCCCUUGCUCUCGCCCUCAAUAAGACCGCCUAUGAACUGUCCAAGAAGGGACUGUGGCUGGAAGACUUCAACUACAACAAUGACAACAUCAGUCGGGAGAUCUAUAAGGCCAUGAAUUCGUCUUCCUUCGACGGCGUUUCAGGUCACGUGGUCUUUGACGCAAGUGGUUCUCGUAUGGCCUGGACACUAAUAGAGCAGCUACAAGGUGGCAUCUACAAGAAGAUUGGGUACUAUGACAGCACGAAAGACAACCUCUCCUGGUAUAACAACGACAAAUGGAUCGGGGGGUCUCCUCCUGCGGACCACACCAAGGUGAUCAUCACUUUCCGAUAUGUUUCUCAGAAGCUCUUCAUUUCAGUUUCGGUUCUUGCUGGACUUGGUAUACUCCUGGGCUUUGUCUGUCUGUCGUUCAACAUCUACAAUAGUCACGUGCGAUACAUCCAGAACUCCCAACCCCACCUGAAUGAUGUGACGGCGGCUGGCUGCAUCCUGGCUCUCGCCGCCGUGUUCCCUCUCGGCCUGGAUGGGUAUCACAUUGAGACGUGGCACUUCCCGCUGGUGUGCCAGGCCCGACUCUGGCUCCUGGGACUGGGCUUCAGCCUGGCGUACGGCAGCAUGUUUACCAAGAUCUGGUGGAUCCACACAGCAUUCACUAAGAAGGACGACAAGAAGGAGAGGAGGAAGCAGUCUCAGACGGUGGAGCCCUGGAAGCUGUACAGCACGGUGGGGCUGUUGCUGGGCCUGGAUGUGGUCGUGCUGGGCAUCUGGCAGAUAGUGGAUCCUCUGCAGCGCUCUAUAGAGGAGUUUACUAAGGAAGAACCUCGUGGCGACCUGGAUGUCCUCAUCCUUCCCCAGCUGGAGCAUUGCAGUUCUGUGAAGAUGAACACAUGGCUUGGUAUUGUGUACUGCUCUAAGGGUCUCCUUCUCCUGCUCGGUAUUUUCCUGGCCUACGAGACAAAGAGCGUCUCCACUGAGAAGAUUAACGACCAUCGUGCAGUGGGGAUGGCCAUAUACAAUGUUGCUGUCCUGUGUCUGAUCACUGCACCUGUCACCAUGAUCCUCAGCAGUCAGCAAGAUGCCUCCUUUGCCUUCUCCUCUCUCGCCAUUGUCUUCUCAGCCUAUAUCACACUGGUCGUGCUGUUUGUACCUAAGAUGAGACGGUUGAUUACCAGAGGAGAGUGGCAGUCUGAACAGCAAGACACUCUGAAGACCGGGUCAUCCACCAACAACAACGAAGAGGAAAAGUCUCGGCUGCUGGAGCGGGAGAACCAGGAGCUGGGCCGGAUCAUUGCUGAGAAAGAAGAACGGGUCCUGGAGUUGCGUCAGCAGUUGCGCUCCCGCAGGAAACAGUCCGUCACGCCCCGUGAAAACUGCUCCGACAAUCACUACCCUAAUUCCUCCGGGGCGGUCUCCUCUCUGUACCAGCCCGGCUUCCCUCUUGCUAGGUGCCUGGUAGCGGAGGGGGGCGACAAGCUGGGGAGGAACAGCUGCGACGGGAGCAGAGUACAUCUCCUCUACAAGUAGAGAUGUCAUGGCACAAUGCGGGCAGCCGCCUAUUUUACAUACCUGUCCGUACACUGUGUGGCCUCUCUCCCGGGAUGUGUCUUCUCUGUCUCGCCCUACGUCUGUCUCCCUCCCGUCUGACCACCCUUCUGUGUCUCCGCACUCUCUUCUAUGUCUCUUUGUAGCCUGGAUGUCUCAUCUAAUACGGCACUUUAUACAAAUCAGCCUACACUAGACACAGAUUCCUGUCCCUGUGGAAGCCACACUUGUAAAGCCCCCAAAUAAUCCCCCCACCCGAACCCCAGCCUCUCCCCCUCAGGGAAAAUUCAUUAUCAAGUCAUCUGCACCCACUGCACUUACAACAUGUUUUCUAAACUGUGAUUGGCUAUUGCAAUAAAUAAAUAAGGAGAAGAUU
This is a messenger RNA of Pseudophryne corroboree (corroboree frog), 3719 nucleotides long. It is a transcript of the gene GABBR1, whose product is annotated as gamma-aminobutyric acid type B receptor subunit 1. Gene Ontology annotation, biological process: gamma-aminobutyric acid signaling pathway; G protein-coupled receptor signaling pathway. Gene Ontology annotation, cellular component: G protein-coupled receptor heterodimeric complex; membrane. The record is from RefSeq and is a predicted model, not a curated record. Lineage: Eukaryota; Metazoa; Chordata; Amphibia; Anura; Myobatrachidae. The transcript is spliced from 24 exons. Gene Ontology annotation, molecular function: G protein-coupled GABA receptor activity. The coding region runs from base 383 to 3325 and encodes 980 amino acids.